This is a messenger RNA of Plasmodium vivax (malaria parasite P. vivax), 699 nucleotides long. Its product is annotated as RAD protein (Pv-fam-e). Lineage: Eukaryota; Apicomplexa; Aconoidasida; Haemosporida; Plasmodiidae. The transcript is spliced from 2 exons. The coding region runs from base 1 to 699 and encodes 232 amino acids. The record is from RefSeq and is a predicted model, not a curated record.
AUGAAAAUGUUGAGCGCCCCUAGAGCUGUAUUUUGUUUAUUUACCCUCUUGAACGUUGUGUUGUUGAAUAAUGUCUCCCUUUCGAAUGACCUUGCCCUUUCAUCAUCAGCUGUUAGCGGCUUCCCGAGACAUCUAUCCGAAGUGAAAAAGAAUUCCAAUAAUAAUAAUUCAUCGAAGAAUAAAAAAACUCGUAAACUUAAUAGUGAUUUUUUGGCAGAUUUUCUUUUCGCAGAAUAUUCAGAUAAUGCCGCGUUAUUAGCGGAAUUAAGUGAAAGAGAGUAUGUUCUUUUUAAUAUACCUACCAAUGAAGAUAUAGACAAUAGGGGUAUGGUUGCUCUCCUUAAUGGAUUUGACAAAUUAUAUGCCAUAGAGCAUGCAAGGACGUUGAAGGGUUUAUCAAAUACACUCAAUGAUUUAUCAACAAAAUAUAGAAUGCCAGAUAAAGAGAUAAAAGAGUUGUGGAAAGAAUGUAAGCAAGACAUUGAAUAUGAACAUAAUAAAAAAAUGGACUCUUUUAAAAAUAGUUAUAAUUCAUUUGUAAUGUCGAGUAGUAAAAAUGUCUCUGCUUUCAGAAGCUUCUAUAGAAAAUAUGUUAGAGCAUGGAAUAAAGGCUUACAAAAAAGUGAAAAAAAAUGGAAUAAAAUUUUUGCCCAGAGAGCGAGUAAAUAUGGAGUGGCUAGCCAAAAACAAAAGGCAUAA